GAAACCUUAGUCUAGCUGUGGGGUUAAAUACAGCUCGUGGAUUUCUCCCUGUAUUCAUUCAACUUACAUCGAAGUAAUCGGUUAUUUCCAACUAAUAAGGCGCGUAUCUACAUGAUGGCGAUACGGAUUGUAUUUUUACUGGUUGCCUUAACCGUUGUGACGUCACAAGCUGUAGAAGACACUAAGAAAACACAUUCCGGAGCAUGUAUGGAUGGUUGGACACACUUUGGUGGUUCUUGUUACUACUUGUAUGGAUACGAUAAUGCUAUGGCCCAUUCCGAUGCUUUUGUUAAGUGUGCUGCUAUGGCAAAGGGAUGGUAUAUUCAUUUAGCGAGUUUUCACGACCGAAAAGAGUAUGAAUGGGUAUACGGCUGGUUAGCUACACAGACUCACUGGAAAAAAAGUUUAAGUACAUGGAUUGGACUUACUUUGACACCAGAAAAAAUAUGGGAAUGGCAUGACGAUAAGAAAUUGAAUUAUAGUGAUGCAUGGGCACCAGAACAACCAGAUGGUAAUGGUGCAUGUGCUGAAAUACGACAAGACACUGGAGGUUUUAAUGAUCAGAAUUGUUCAUUUGUAAAUCAGUUCCUUUGUGAAUAUGAACUGAGUGCAUUGCCACCAAAAGCAACUUUACUUCCAAGUCCAUGUCCAGAAGGAUGGGGAUAUCAUAAUUAUUCAUGCUACUUGUUUGGUAACUAUCUCCAUGGAAGAAAUUACAGUGCAUCUGAACAUGAAUGUUCAAAACACAAUUCCCAUUUAGCAAAUCUACAAUACAGCGGGGAAUACGUCUAUGCUUACUCAAUGCUAGAACAUGAGGAACACUUCCAUAGAGAAAUUGGUGUAUGGAUUGGUUUACGGCUCGUGGAUAACGUGUGGAGAUGGGGUGAUGGAUCGAAAUUGGAAUAUGAAUCCGUAUGGGCUAAAGGUGAACCUAAUGGACAUGGACCGUGCGGAAGUAUACAUAAGGAGUCAGGUGGCAUUGGCGAUUCACCGUGUGAUCAUACCAAGCAAUAUCUAUGCGAAUAUGAACUAGCUAGGCCAACAUCUGAACCAAAACCAGCAAAAGUUACUAUAUGCGAUACUAAUUGGGUGCACUAUGAGCAUUCGUGCUACCUAUUUGUUGGACAAGAUAUGAAAAAGUCACAGCACAAAGCGGCUACAUACUGUGGAGAUGAACACGUGGACGCACAUUUGAUUGAUUUACAAGAUCUCUAUGAAUAUGAGUGGAUUAUGGAAGAGGUUAAAUCACGACCUGACUUUGAUCAGAAUAGCGAUACAUGGAUUGGAUUGACGAGGAAGACUUCGGGUGAUAGUAAACAUUGGGUGUGGACAGAUCACACUGAAUUGAAAUAUAACAACACUUGGGCAGAUAACAACCCAAGCAGUGACACUGAUAUGUGUGGGUCGUUUCAUAGAGGGGCAGGUGGGUUCAAUGACCAUGGAUGCGACCAUGAAGAACAAUUCAUUUGUGAAUAUGAAUUGCAAGAUGACGAGUCUGAUGAAGAAUCUACAAGUAAAGUUGUUGUCCUAGCUGCUGUCGCACUUGCCUUGGUUUGCCUCGUUCUUAUCGUUAUCAUGGCGAGAGCAAUCAGAAAGUGCUACAAACAAUCCCACGAUACAAGAGUAAAGUACUCGGGUAUCACAACUGAUGUGAAGCGCAGUGAUCCAUACGUCGACAUUAGAAUUACAGAAAACCCUCGCCAGGGCCAAUAUCGAGACGACGAUAUUAGCGCCAGACCAUAUACCGACAACGACGAAAACAUUUAAAUGGUAUAGUACAGUCGCUGCUGUACUGCAGUUCAAUUUUGAUACCAGGUAUUGAUGUCAGAAAUACACAUAAACUUCUUUUUGAGUUAAUAUUCCAUGUAUUCAUGACAAUUUACGAUGCCUUUUCACUUCACUCUUUGUUUGCAUAUUCUCGACGUGAGCCCAUCGAUUAAACUUGCUAUUCAAUUUAUAUCUUGCAUAAGAAUAUUCUAAACUGUUAUUCUUUUGUAAAGGUAUACUUUGUUUUCAAUAGAAUAUCUUAGUUAUGUUAGUUAAGAUAGAACAUAUGCGUAAUCGUGACAGCCAGAUCAAUCGAUCAACGAUUAUUGCGCUAAUUUAUGGAUCAGCACAAAUCAUAUUAUGUAUUCAAUCCAAUAACAGCAGUUAAUCAAAUACUUUUUACGUUGUUACUUUAUAAGAUAAUUCUAGUUGUUGUGGUUCAUACAUAUUGAAUACCACAUUUCCUGGCAAGCACAUUGACAAAGACGUUAAAUCGUGUCUCGUCCUAAGAAAAUUAGUAGUAUACAACUUGUUUGUAUAGCCUCAUCCAUUCGCGAUGCUUUUAGCUUUUAGAUUCAGAGAGUAUUUGCAUAAUUUUGUUCCACUUCACUGCUUCUCAUGCGUAUUCAGCUGGCAGUGGUUUGCCAGAUGUUUUUGUUUUUCAUUAUGGCUGGACCGUUUCCAAUAAUCAGAUGCUAAUUUUAUAAUUAUUUGAAAGAAUCUUGUUUUGGUGUUUAGAAUAUGGAAGCUUUUUUCAUUAAGAAGGGAUGCGGCCGUGAACAUUCGGCAUAAUUAUACCGCAUCACAAAAAUAAUUUCAAUAUACUGCAAACGUCAUGGUGAGGCCAUGGAGGUUUAUUAUUGUUACAUAUGUUCCCACAUUUUACGGAAAACGCUGGAAAAGUCGUAACCAUUGUAUCCAAAACGUUGGUAUGAGUGUGAUAUCGAAGAAUAAAUGACGCGUCCAGGGUACGUGUCAUUGCCGGAUUAACUUUAGUUUUUAUCCAGGAUUUCUAUCCUUUAAAAGAUUGUUAAGUCAACCGUUUAUAUUUCCUUGUUACUAUCGCUACCCAUUUCUUCAUUUUCAUAAACAUUUAUAAAUAAUUUCUUCGGCUGUUGAAUCCAACCAGCUAAUUAAUGAUCGCGGCGGGAUUGACAUUUUUUAAAUAUUUUUGAAUGUCAUUCUAUCGGCCAAUUGAAUUGUAAAAUUAAUUGUAAAUAUUUAUAAAAAACAAAUGGAAAGGGUUUGUUGUGGCGAUAACAGAAGAAUUUAAAAAAACUACUGCAUUGGUGAUGAUGAUGGUGUUGUGUUGUAGCUUGGCAGAAUGCCUAACAAUGCCCGGAUGUUAAUAUAGUUGCUCACAUUGUGAUUACGGGAUACGAUACUUGAAAGAUUUUAAAAUUAAUUAGUAAUUAGUAUAUAAAAAAUGUUUUCCAACAUGUCCAUGAUGAGGAUUGAAUAUAUAUUGAUUAUAUCACAGAUAUCACAUAGUCAUAGAGCUCCUGUUAUCUAUCAGUUAUGUAAUUUUUACAUAAAAAAGAAUAUAAAAUUGUUGUUGUUGUACAGCACAUCUUUGUUCGAGCGCCCUCAAUCGACUUAGUAAUUCUAGAUCUGUGAAGUCAAAUUGUGGUAAAUUAGUGUAAGUUGUCUUGUAACGUGUGGGACUAGAGCAAGACAGUUUCUCGCUCUUCGGUGAGAAAUGUUUUUAUUCGCGGGUCAAUACAAAUUCUCGUCGUGCGAGAAUGGGCGUGAGAAUUUAUAUUUUCGCAAAUGAAGCGGAGAAAUUAACAACACUUGCUUUAUUUUCGUACUUUUUACCAAUAGUGAAUAUACAGAGCAAAUAUUUUGAUUCGCUUUCGUCAUAUUACGUCACAGAAUUUUCUGGUCGGGUAUUGCAUUUUAUUUAGUAAUGUGUGUGUGGAACUUUAUUGUGGAUUACGUAUAAUAUAUUUGUUGAUUAUUGCAUUAACUUGUUAUUGUAUUGUAGUGUUAUAGUUGUACUACGCCCUCUUCGUGAAACUACUUGUAUCACAAAGGCCAUAUUAUGGUUUACGUCCUUCAAACAUUAUUUUUUACUGUGCAACUUUUAUUUGAAAAUGAUUAUUUUGAAAUCAAUGCGAAAAUCAAUACUUUAGCGGUUAAUCGUGGUUUGUAAUAUUUGUACUAAUUACAUCCAAGUUUGCAUGUUGUUUAGAUGUUAAUGGUUUAAGUGUUUGUCAUGUAUAUGCCUGUAAUGACAAAUAAAGCAAUCUAAUCAU
This is a messenger RNA of Saccoglossus kowalevskii, 4025 nucleotides long. Its product is annotated as macrophage mannose receptor 1-like. NCBI's taxonomy places the organism in Eukaryota, Metazoa, Hemichordata, Enteropneusta, Harrimaniidae. The record is from RefSeq and is a predicted model, not a curated record.